Molecule: messenger RNA, 2952 nt
Organism: Heterocephalus glaber (naked mole-rat)
Lineage: Eukaryota; Metazoa; Chordata; Mammalia; Rodentia; Bathyergidae
Source: RefSeq, a predicted model, not a curated record
CGCACGCCUCGCGCCGCAGACUCUCGCGAGAAGAGCCUCGCCGGCCGGAAAGAUGGCGCUCUCCAGUCCCCGGGAGUCCAAGGCCCAGGCGGCGCCCAGCGCUACCAAACCCGACGGCGAGAUGGUGCUGCCGGGCUUCCCGGACGCGGACAGCUUCGUGAAGUUUGCUCUUGGGUCGGUCGUGGCAGUCACCAAGGCAUCUGGGGGCCUGCCACAGUUUGGUGACGAGUAUGACUUUUACCGAAGUUUUCCUGGCUUUCAGGCAUUUUGUGAAACACAGGGAGACAGGUUGCUGCAGUGCAUGAGCAGAGUAAUGCAGUAUCAUGGGUGUCGCAGCAACAUUAAGGACCGAAGUAAAGUGACUGAGUUGGAGGAUAAGUUUGAUUUACUAGUUGAUACCAAUGAUGUGAUUCUGGAGAGAGUGGGUAUUUUACUGGAUGAAGCAUCAGGUGUGAAUAAGCAUCAGCAGCCUGUCCUCCCUGCAGGCCUUCAGGUCCCCAAAACAAUAGUGUCCAGUUGGAACCGGAAGGCAGGAGAAUAUGGCAAAAAAGCAAAAUCUGAAACUUUCCGGCUGCUUCAUGCAAAAAAUAUCAUCCGACCUCAGCUCAAGUUCCGAGAGAAGAUGGACAAUUCCAACACCCCAUUUCUUCCUAAAAUCUUCGUCAAGCCCAAUGCCCAGAAACCCCUCCCUCAGGGGAGCUUGUUACCCCCUCCGAAGGUGGAAAAGAGAAAGGUGUGCGUCCCUUUGCUGAUGAUGUUCUUGUCACUGCUUGGGUCUCCAGCUCUCUCUAAAGAAAGGCGAGAAUGCCCACAGGACCGGCCUGAGGACUUGGAUGUGCCCCCUGCCCUAGCAGAUUUCAUCCAUCAGCAACGAACUCAGCAGAUUGAACAGGACAUGUUUGCACAUCCUUAUCAGUAUGAACUAGAUCACUUUACUCCACCAGCUUCAGUGCUGCAAAAGCCACAACCCCAGUUACACAGACCUGUGGAAGAAACUCCCUGCCACUUUGUGUCCUCCCUGGAUGAACUUGUGGAACUCAAUGAGAAGCUCUUAAAUUGUGAAGAAUUUGCUGUAGACUUGGAGCACCACUCUUACAGAAGCUUCUUGGGACUGACCUGCCUGAUGCAGAUUUCCACUCGAACAGAAGACUUCAUCGUGGACACCCUGGAGCUCCGCAGCGACAUGUACAUUCUCAACGAGAGCCUCACAAAUCCCGCCAUCGUUAAGGUCUUCCAUGGUGCCGAUUCUGACAUCGAGUGGCUGCAGAAGGACUUUGGGUUGUACGUGGUGAACAUGUUUGAUACCCAUCAGGCUGCGCGCCUCCUCAACCUGGGCAGGCACUCGCUCGACUACCUGCUGAGACUCUACUGUGGCGUGGAGUCCAACAAGCAGUACCAGCUGGCAGACUGGAGGAUACGGCCUCUACCAGAGGAAAUGCUCAGCUACGCCCGGGACGACACCCAUUACCUGCUGUACAUCUAUGACAAGAUGAGGCUGGAGCUGUGGGAGCGAGGCAACGAGCAGCCCACCCAGCUGCAGGCAGUGUGGCAGCGGAGCAGGGACAUCUGCCUCAAGAAAUUCGUCAAACCUAUCUUCACAGAUGAGUCCUAUCUUGAAUUGUACCGGAAGCAAAAGAAGCAUCUCAAUUCGCAGCAGCUGACAGCCUUCCAGCUGCUUUUUUCCUGGAGGGACAAGACAGCUCGCAGGGAGGAUGAGAGCUUUGGAUAUGUUCUGCCAAACCAUAUGAUGCUCAAGAUCGCUGAGGAGCUGCCUAAGGAACCUCAGGGCAUCAUAGCUUGCUGCAACCCAGUACCGCCUCUUGUACGACAGCAGAUCAAUGAAAUGCACCUUCUAAUCCAGCAGGCUCGAGAGAUGCCCCUGCUCAAGUCUGAGACUGCAGCCGGAGUGAAGAAGAGCGGACCACUGCCAGGUGUUGAGAGGCUGGAGAACAUUCUCUUUGGACCUCACGACUGCUCCCAUGCCCCUCCGGAUGGCCACCCGCUCACCCCAACUGCUGGGCCUGUGCCAGCUCGGAAGCAGGCGAGCCUCUUCACUGACCCAAAAGAGGAGACCCAGUCCCUUCUCGCCACAGCGGUCAUCACCCUAUUUAAUCAGGAACCCAGUGCUGAGGAAAAUGGAAAGACUCCAUUAACAGUCGCACAGAAAAAGGCCCAGAACAUCAUGGAGUCCUUUGAAAACCCAUUCCGGAUGUUCCUGCCUUCGCUAGAGCACCGGGCCCACAUCUCCCAGGCAGCAAAGUUUGAUCCAUCCUCGAAAAUCUAUGAAAUCACCCUGAUGUUCUCCACUGCCACAGCUGAGAGUGGGUGCUGAGAAGCACACUGGACUUGGGGAAGUUCCUUCCUGGAGUCCCAGCUCCUCCAUUUACUGACCGUGUCCCUGAGCAAGUUACCCAGCCUCCCUGGCCUGUUUCCUCAUCUCUCUUUAGUUUUUGAGGGGGUUUUUUGUUUUUUUGGUUUUUGGUGGUGGUAUUGGGGAUUGAACCCAGCCUUUGCAUUGAGCUGCAUCCCCAGCCCUUUUAUCUUGAGACAGGACCUCACUAAGUUGCUAAAUUAUCUGGCCUGGGCUCUAUUGUGCAGUCCUCCUGCAUCAGCCUCCCCAGUGCUCCCCAGUACAGGCAGGCAUCACCAUGCCAAGCUCCCUCCUCAUCUAGGGAAGGGGACAGUGGUGCCAUUGUCCAGGGUUACAGAGGGGGUUGAAUGAGAUGCUGGCUGUGAAAGUCUGCAGCCCAGUGCCCACAGUACAGCUGUACUCUGUCCUGCUCAGGAAGGAUUUUAGAAAUGAAGCCAGGAGAUUUGCUGUUGUGUCCUUAGGUUUGGAACUGGUGGCUGAGGAUGUGUGAGUUACUAGGUUAGCGAGCCCUCUGUUGCCUCCUUACACAUCAGGCACUCCUGAGUAGCAGAGCUCUGGAGUUUCUGUCGUGUCUGUUUUCA